This is a messenger RNA of Fusarium keratoplasticum, 1692 nucleotides long. RefSeq lists its product as uncharacterized. The coding region runs from base 1 to 1692 and encodes 563 amino acids. The record is from RefSeq and is a predicted model, not a curated record. The transcript is spliced from 3 exons. NCBI's taxonomy places the organism in Eukaryota, Fungi, Ascomycota, Sordariomycetes, Hypocreales, Nectriaceae.
AUGUUCGACGUCAUAUGGACCGAUCCCGACCGCGAGCUCGUGGGAGAGCACCGCGCAAGAAAGGAAAAGAAGCGCGAACAAAAGCAAAAGCAGAAAGAAAGAGAAAAAUCCAUCGUCAGACGUUCUCAAUCUGUUCACAGCGGCCGAUCCUCAUCUGACCAUCCCUUUGGUUUCCUCCUGGGCCGGGGUUCAAAGAAGGACAAGAACAGCAUACGCUCCAAGGAUUCAAACACUGCUAGCCAUCGCAACUCGGGUUUGUCGAAUGACAUUUCUAAUGUUGGUCUUCAGGCGACGAGGGCAAAGAGGUGUUCGGGCCAGGAAACUUCGAAGCCAGAGACUUCGAAGCUCGUUCAGCCUUUGGGACCAGCUUCGUACGUCACAAGGCAAACAGAAGUAUCGUCUGUCCCUCGGACUUCUGGAUCUGACAAUCAUGACUUGUCUUCCGAGGUCUGUAUCUCAUCUGAGGCGGAUUCCGACCAGCCUGUGACGCCGCCCGAGGAAGAUAGAACCUUCCCAGGGUCGCUUCUUCGACCUGAUUCUCCAUCAAACGCUGUCCCCGGCGUUAGAUUCGCUGCUCGAACAAAGGUACCCAUGAUGAUCACGUUCAAGUCCAACGGCGCAGACAACUGGCGUCCACCCGAAGAGUGGGCAUGUCUCUCCGAAAAGGACCCCAGUGAAGACAUGAAGACGCCAACACAAGCUCUGAUAAAGACGAGUCAUGAUAUUGGCACAGACUUGGAGACGCUGCACAGAGAGGUCAAGCGUAUGGCAGCUGCAAACGCCUCCGUCGUCCUCUCGCGGAUUAAAGAGGUUUGGAGCACUGUUGACGAGAGUCUCCAUGGGGAGCUCGUCAUGGAGAAGAAGCUAUGGAUGCUAUCUACUCUGCUUCACCUCGAUCCUAUUCCGCAGAGCCCUGUUCGCUCUCUACCACCUAGUCGUGAUGCCGGAAGCGUCAAGAUCCUGGCUCUAUACGAAUCUCAAGCUAUGGCUUCAUAUCUCGCAGCGCUUUAUCCAAGCAAGAAAAUCUAUCAUCUCUCAGCAACACCGCUCUCGAACGCCAAAUUCCCAAAUGUCAACCCCGUGCUGGUCCCAUCGGUAUCUCCAUCAGCUUUCCCCGUUGCGCCGAACCUCUUUGAAACCGUCUACUCGCUCUCUCUUCCCGCUCUGUGCCCAUCGUCAGACAUACCCGCCGUGCUUAAGAACAUCAGCAAGUGUCUACGCCAAGGAGGCUCUCUACACCUGACGCUCAUCGAUCCUCUCCCCUGCGCCAAGGUUCUCGGAAACCGCAUGCGCACAUGGCUUGAAGAGCAUCUCCUUCUCAAUCUUGAGCGCAACUUUCGCUGCACGAACCCAAGCAAGCUAUUCGGAGACUGGAUGGGCGAAGCCUCCCUCCGCGGCUACGGCAGCACCAUCACAUCAACAAGAUUCUACGCGGUGUCCGAGAGCGUCAAGAAGAGCCGAUCAUCCGAGGAGAGCAGCGACCCCUUCAUCGACAGGGUGCGAGAUGACAACGAGGUCAAGGCGGAGCUUAGGUGCCUCGUCGGGCGGAUGCUGUGGAUGGAGGUCUGGGGAGAUUAUGUCACCGGCGACACGUGGUGGUGGGAGGAAGAAGACUGUGUCAAGGAGUGCCUCGAGUUGGGUACUUUUUGGGAGUAUAAGAUGAUUGAGGGCUUUAAAGACAAGGACAUCUAG